Molecule: messenger RNA, 1749 nt
Organism: Astrephomene gubernaculifera
Lineage: Eukaryota; Viridiplantae; Chlorophyta; Chlorophyceae; Chlamydomonadales; Astrephomenaceae
Source: the annotation of a GenBank genome assembly
CUGAUAGACGAUUAGUCGUUUUGCUUGCUUGUGGUUGCGGUCGGCCUUGCUUCCUGCUCUACAGGUCGCCAGGAUGUUCACCCUUACACGCCUGGCGCCUCGCGUGCCUUGCACGGGGGCAAGCCAUAAAGCAAGGAGUGCAUGCGCGAGAUUAAACGGUGUCCGGGUGGCCCCGACCAUUGGCCUGCAAAUGCGUGGAGCUGCGUUGCGGUCAACGCCGCCAGACACGGAAGCCGUUGCCUCCACCUCUGAAUCAGCUGGACCCAGUAGCAGCGCCAACGGCGCUCCAGACCCAAAGAACGGCACCACCCGCAACGCCAGCAACCGCAGCAACACCUCAUCCUCGUCAUCCUCUUCAUCAUACUCCUCGUCGUCUGGCUCCUCAUCAGCCGGUGGAGGAGCCUCCAAUUCCGACACACUUCGGCAUGCGCAUUAGUAAAGACGACCUGCUGACGAUAGCGUUGGCGGUUGCGAUCUCGUACGGCAUCCGCACGUUUGUUGCUGAGCCUCGCUUCAUUCCCUCUCUAUCCAUGUACCCCACCUUUGACGUGGGCGAUCGGCUCAUAGCGGAGAAGGUCACCUACCGCUUCCUUAGGGAGCCAGUCUCCGGUGACGUGAUCAUCUUCCACCCGCCCCGCGAGAUCUCCCCCACCGAGCAGCCCUCGCUGUUCGGGGACGACAACGUGUACAUCAAGCGAAUAGUGGCAGUGGAGGGAGACACGGUCGAGGUUCACAACGGUCGUACGUACGUCAACGGUGUGGCCCGAUCCGAGCCGUUCACCGCCGAGCAUCCGUUGUACGAGAUGCCGCGAGUGGUGGUGCCGCCGGGGGAUGUGUUUGUGAUGGGGGACAAUCGGAACAACAGCUACGACUCGCACCUGUGGGGUCCGCUGCCCAGGGAGAACAUCGUGGGCCGUGCGGUGUUCAAAUACUGGCCGCCGUGGAAGGUGGGGGCGCUGGAGGACUACACGGGACUCGCGGCGGGGGCGCCAGCGGGGCAGCGGGGCGCGGGGGCGCCAGCGGGGCAGCGGGGCGCGGGGGUGCCGGCGGCUAGCACUGCUGCUGCUGUGGUUGCGGCUGGUGCGGGGUCUUCAGCGGCGUGAGGGGUGUGAGAGAUGGAGAGGGUUGGAGAGGAGAGACGUGGCGUGUUUUUAUGGAAGUAUGGCCCAGCAGUGGUUUUGGAUGGGUGAGGAAGGAGGAAGAAUGGCGGUUGGGGCGUGGUAUGAGGGAGGGGUGUACGGAGCUAUACAACCUUUAUCAUAUGAGGGGUGCUGAGAAGAGGGGGAAGAUGACUAGAUGAGCGGGCGAGGGAGAGUGUUGCCGUGUUGCAUGGAAAGAGCGUAGGAACGUCACGUGCAUGCAUGCGAAUAUGUCAACAUAGAGGAGCUAAAGAUGCAGCUGCUAGCGGCGCCCUUGUCAACUUCCACCAGUGUGCUUAUGGGUGCCCUAAUACCGGUAGUAGUGCUUUCGGAGGUGGUACAAGCAGGCCUACUCGCUACUGGUAGCUCCUGCGCGGCGUGUUACGGGUCGGCUUGGCAGUGCGUUGCAGUGGCUUAGCGUGUGGAGCGGGGACAGGUAGGGGACUGGCUUGUCGGUGCGUGCUUUGCUUCUCGGAGGGGAGAGCUCUACACGAUGUACCAAUGUACUUGGUCACACUGCGUAAGUGUAAGUUGGUAUCUUGCAUGUCCGGAACAAUUUACAGACAUGGCAGUAGGGGCGUGUAGCGGCCCCUAGCAUUGCAGCGGCGGG